GACCCAGAAGUCAGUGCGCAGGCCCGAGGCGGAGUCGGCGGCGGUGGGUGUGCGAAUACAGGGAGCCAGGAGGUGCUGGUGCCAGGCGCCAGGAUGCGGUGGCCGGCCACCGGGUUUGGGAGCAGCCCAGGCUCACCUUAACCGGAGCGGUGCGGACAGUCCGGCGGCGACAGGGCUAACCUCGGCAGGUUCGCGAUGCAGCGGGCAGCGGUGCUGGUGCGGCGGGGCUCCUGCCCCCGCGCCUCGGGCCCCUGGGGCCGUAGUCACAGCAGCGCUGCAGCCGAAGCCUCGGCGGCGCUCAAGGUGCGACCGGAGCGCAGCCCUCGAGACCGCAUCCUCACCCUGGAGUCCAUGAACCCGCAGGUGAAGGCGGUGGAGUACGCUGUGCGGGGACCCAUCGUGCUCAAAGCUGGCGAGAUCGAGAUGGAGCUGCAGCGGGGUAUCAAAAAACCAUUCACUGAGGUAAUCCGAGCCAACAUUGGGGAUGCCCAUGCUAUGGGCCAGCAGCCAAUCACCUUCCUCCGUCAGGUGAUGGCACUCUGCACCUACCCAAACCUACUAAACAGCCCCAGCUUCCCAGAAGACGCUAAGAAACGAGCGCGGCGGAUCCUGCAGGCUUGUGGUGGAAACAGCUUGGGAUCUUACAGUGCUAGCCAGGGCGUUAACUGUAUCCGUGAAGAUGUGGCAGCCUUUAUCACCAGGAGAGAUGGUGUGCCUGCAGACCCAGACAACAUUUACCUGACUACUGGAGCUAGCGACGGUAUUUCUACAAUCCUGAAGCUCCUGGUGUCCGGUGGUGGCAAGUCACGGACCGGCGUGAUGAUUCCCAUCCCCCAGUAUCCCUUGUACUCCGCGGUCAUCUCCGAGCUUGAUGCGGUUCAGGUCAACUACUAUCUGGAUGAGGAGAACUGCUGGGCUUUGAAUGUGGACGAGCUCCGGCGGGCAUUGCGGCAAGCCAAAGACCACUGUGACCCUAAAGUUCUCUGCAUUAUCAACCCCGGAAACCCCACAGGCCAGGUACAAAGCAGAAAGUGCAUAGAAGAUGUGAUUCACUUUGCCUGGGAAGAGAAGCUUUUUCUCCUGGCUGAUGAGGUGUACCAGGACAACGUGUACUCUCCAGACUGCAGGUUCCACUCCUUUAAGAAAGUGCUUUACCAGAUGGGGCACGAGUACUCCAGCAACGUGGAGCUCGCCUCCUUCCACUCCACCUCCAAGGGCUACAUGGGCGAGUGUGGCUACCGAGGGGGCUACAUGGAGGUGAUCAAUUUGCACCCCGAGAUCAAAGGCCAGCUGGUGAAGCUACUCUCUGUUCGCCUCUGUCCACCAGUGUCGGGACAGGCCGCCAUGGACAUUGUUGUGAAUCCACCGGAACCAGGAGAGGAGUCCUUUGAGCAAUUCAGCAGGGAAAAAGAAUUCGUCCUUGGUAAUCUGGCCAAAAAAGCAAAGCUGACAGAAGAUCUGUUUAACCAAGUCCCAGGGAUUCAGUGCAACCCCUUGCAAGGAGCUAUGUAUGCGUUCCCUCGGAUUCUCAUCCCUGCCAAGGCCGUGGAGGCAGCUCAGUCCCAUAAAAUGGCUCCAGACAUGUUCUACUGCAUGAAGCUCCUGGAGGAGACUGGCAUCUGUGUCGUGCCUGGCAGUGGCUUUGGGCAGCGAGAAGGCACUUACCACUUCAGAAUGACAAUUCUCCCUCCCGUGGAGAAACUGAAGACCGUGCUCCACAAGGUGAAGGACUUUCACCUGAAGUUCCUGGAGCAGUACUCAUGAGGACGCCUCAGGCACCGGAGCCAGACUCUCCCAAGACCACCCAGGCCUUCCUCAAGGACUCUGCCUCAGACCUCAGACAGGCCACCAACGCUGUUCAUCUUCAUUUCCCCAAGGAGACUUCUUUCUUUGUGCCUUGAUGUUUGAGAGUUCUUCGAGCAAACAGUGGUUUUGCAAUGUCUCACAGGCCCUGUUUUUGUUUUUGUUUUUGUUUUGUUCUUUUUUUUAAAUGCAACCAAAGUAGAGUCAUCCUGCUUGGCAGAUGUACUUAGGAUUCUCUGAAUCACUAUUCUGUUUGGAAAGUUCCUUUGGGUCUUAAGGAGCCAGAGUACAUGGAAAUGAGAUUAUGUCAGAUCUGGAGAAACAAGCAGGUGUUGGGAAAUAUGUGACUUGACAUGAUAAGGGCUGGGAAUCCAGAAAUCAAUAGUGAGAUCCAUGAAAUCAAACCCUGACCAGUGUGAAAAUGUAGCCUUUUGGACAGUAAACUUGCAAGUCAGUCUAGUGAGAACUCAGAGAAAGCUGGCCAUUCUGGUCUGGAGAUAGGCAGCGCAUCACAGGCAAGAAUAUCGAAGUCAGUAGUAGGACAGGGGUCACAUCAGAUACCAGCUCAGAUUGCACUGGCUACCUAGAACAGUUUUCUCCAGGUUUGCCUGAGCCUUGAUGCAUACCAUCGCCCUCUGCUGGUUGCAGCAGAAAUAAGCAAGGGCUGAAAACGGAGGCAAUCCCUUUUCCAAGGUCCUGAAAGUUGUUUUUCAUGGUUUCAAACUGAAUUUGGUUCAUUUGUAACUAACUGAUCACCGUGCCUGGUUACACUGGCUGCCAAGAAGGAGUGCAUGCAAUCUGAUUCAGUGUUCUCUUCACAUCAGUUUCCUGCCUCCCUCCCUGAUCUGCGGACAGCAUCCUAUAUCAUCAGGCUUCCCUGUGUGUCACAAAGUAGCAGCCACCAAGCAAAUAUAUUCCUUGAAUUAGCACACCUGGGUGGGCCAUGUGGGCGCACCAAGGAAACAGGUGCUAUAGGGAGCGCCAGGCCAGGCUUGUCUCUUAACUGUCUCUGUUCUUCAGUGAGAGUGAGGAAAGCUGUCCGGAGCUCCCGCUCAGGAGCCUGGGUACCCAUGCAGUGAGCCAAGGGAGUUUACGGAGCCAGAGAGAGAACGAUGUUAAGGCUGUGGAGUGAGGCUGAAACCAGCCUCCUGCCCUAUGGUCCCACACUGCAGAGGGUGUGACUUUAAAACAGAACGUCAAGUUGUUAACACUCACAAGCAUUGCGUUACUGUGAAGGAAGUAGCCGCAUCCAUAACAGGAUGUGACGUUCUACAGCUUUUCCUUUAGAAGCUGAAAAGGUACCAUGUGUGCUCGCUAGGCAUAUAAUCCAGAUAUGCUCCAGAGCUCUGAGAUUCUUCCAUGAAAGGUUAACUAGAAGCUAGAAUAUUUUUUUAUAUUUUUGUAACAAUUGGCUUUUUUCAUGGGGGGAGGGGGGUAGAGGUGUAAGGGUUAGUAUUUAUAGUCCUAACAAGUCCAAUAAUUUUUAUAAGUGUCUUCAGAUUAUAAAUAACCCUCCAAAUUUUGCAAUGUUUACAUGUUUUUUUUUUUAAGAUGACAAAUAUGCUUGAUUUGCUUUUUAAAUAAAAGUUUAGCUGUUCUAAGAGAUUAUCUUCACGUAGGAUGGCUGGUUACGUUAGUUUGGAUUUUCUACAGGUUCUGUUGCCAUGCCUUUUGGGUUUCAGCAUCACUCGAGCGGUAGCAUGUGGGUGGGGCUGUGGAAACCUGGCCAGGCUGGACCUGGACAGCCACACCUUAGAGACAUUGUUUCCAUUUGGAUGUGAGCAGGCGCAGGCCUGCAUGCUCUUUACUACUUAGCAUCAUCAGUUCUUCUGCCUCCUUAGCAUGGGUCUUUGUAACAACCAUGCUGGGAAGCUCUGAACAAUAAAAUACUUCCAGAGUGGUGACUGAGCAGCUUGGUCAAUAAAAACUAAAAGUUUCGUGGG
Mus caroli (Ryukyu mouse) is the source of this 3746-nucleotide messenger RNA. It is a transcript of the gene Gpt2, whose product is annotated as glutamic--pyruvic transaminase 2. The record is from RefSeq and is a predicted model, not a curated record. NCBI's taxonomy places the organism in Eukaryota, Metazoa, Chordata, Mammalia, Rodentia, Muridae. Gene Ontology annotation, biological process: biosynthetic process. Gene Ontology annotation, molecular function: pyridoxal phosphate binding; transaminase activity.